UCUGUGGUUAGACUUUCUAAAUGUUAGGAAAUGUAUUAUUCAUUAGCGCACGCUGUCUAACUGACCUGAGGUUAGCUAAGACUUUUCUGCACCUGUGUCCGUGUGUGUGUGUCUGUGUGUGUGCACAUGUCCUUGCUGUGGGCUUGCAUGUAUUUGUGAUUGUUCUUCACUGUGUUCGUGUUGUUUGUGGUUACCACAUAUGUGGCGCAGUCACUUUUUUUUUAACACCUCAGCGUCUUCUGUUACACCACACCUUCCCCCUGUAUCCUCCCCCCUGCGCCGUGCACUGUGCUCCCACUCAUGGAUUUGAACAGUGGAUUGACGUCACUGUGGACAAACUCAUCAUGUCUGUGACCAAUUCACUCUCUCACAAUCCAUGAGACCUUGGGAGCAAGUCCACAGCCCCGGCAUGGAACAUGUCCAUGGUCUCGUGGAGAUUUGGUCCCGUGCACAUUUCUGUUUCCCUGUCAUCUGUGAGGCAGAAAGGGAGUUGCCUCAGACACUGAUUUAAUAGCAGUUUAGCACAGUUGACCCCUAAUGGUUUUUGUUAGGACUUGGUUUGGCUAAUCUGAUUUUAGAUCUGUGUCUGUGGGCGGCUUGUUCCCAGAGCGUGUGACCUCUCACCUCUAACCUGUUUGACUCCGCCCCCCCCAGCCUGAGAACCUUCUAUUGGCCAGUAAGCUGAAGGGGGCGGCGGUCAAGUUGGCUGACUUUGGGCUUGCUAUCGAGGUGCAGGGGGACCAGCAGGCAUGGUUCGGUUUUGCCGGCACCCCGGGCUACUUGUCUCCGGAGGUUCUGAGGAAAGACCCAUAUGGGAAAGCAGUGGACAUGUGGGCCUGUGGUGUGAUUUUGUACAUCCUGCUGGUGGGCUACCCUCCUUUCUGGGACGAGGAUCAGCACCGUCUCUACCAACAAAUUAAGGCCGGGGCCUAUGAUUUCCCCUCCCCAGAGUGGGACACUGUAACUCCUGAGGCCAAAGAUCUGAUCAACAAGAUGUUAACUAUCAAUCCCAGUAAACGCAUCACUGCCGCGGAGGCUCUCAAACACCCUUGGAUCUGCCAACGGUCCACUGUGGCCUCCAUGAUGCACAGGCAGGAGACUGUGGAGUGCCUGAAGAAAUUCAACGCCAGGAGGAAACUCAAGGGAGCCAUAUUGACCACUUUGCUGGUCACAAGAAACUUCUCAGCAGCCAAGAGUUUGCUCAACAAGAAAACAGACGGCGUUAAGGUCAACAACAAAGCCAACACAGUGACCAGUCCUAAAGACACUGGCCCUGCCCCUGCACUGGAACCACAGACAACUGUCAUUCACAACCCUGUGGAUGGAAACAAGGAGUCCGUUGAGAGUGCCAACACCACCAUAGAGGAUGAAGAUGUAAAAGCCUGCACCAAUAACAAUAAAGCUCGCAAACAGGAAAUUAUCAAAGUUACUGAGCAGUUGAUUGAGUCUAUCAACAAUGGAGACUUUGAGGCCUACGCGAAGAUAUGUGAUCCUGGACUGACUUCCUUUGAACCCGAGGCCUUGGGCAACCUGGUGGAGGGACAUGACUUCCAUCGCUUUUACUUUGAGAAUGCCCUGUCUAAAGGGAAUAAGCCUGUGCACACCAUCCUUUUGAACCCACAUGUGCACCUAAUCGGGGAGAACGCAGCAUGUAUUGCCUACAUCCGACUGACCCAGUACAUGGACACCAGCGGCAUGCCCCGCACCAUGCAGUCUGAGGAGACCCGUGUGUGGCAUCGCCGCGACGGCAAGUGGCAGAACAUCCACUUCCACCGCUCUGGCUCCCCCAGCAUCCCUUCCCAGUAAGAGACAUUAAUGGAAUAUCAACAUUUGGUCCAAUUAAAAAAAAAAAAAAAAAAAAAAAAUCCCAUCAGCAAAUCCAGCCGGGCAGUCGACAACCAACCCGUGACUGCUCUCUGACCUUUUGACCCUCCUUUAAGGAUUUAACAUCGCACAGGACACUAAGUAUUAAUACAUUUUACUGUUAUGGCAUUUUAUUAAUGGACAUCAUUCGAAACCACCACCCGGUGGCGGCACACUGUAUUUGGACAUUAUGAAACAAGCAUAUUGACAACAUUUGUUUGUUUGUUUUUUAAGAUGUUUUGGUAUGCAUUUUAAAUAUGAAAUAGAGAUGUUUAAAAAUCUACUACUGUAACCUCUCCCAAAAAUUAGUUCUUGUAUUUUUACGUGUAUUUAUGUGUGUGCAAUACAAAAAAAAUCAUUUGGAAGAUCAGAAUGUUAAAAUUGAGCUUGCUUUAGUUCUGGUGAUGUAUAUACAUUGUGAUUGUUGAUUAAAAACAAAAACAAACAUUGAAAAUUGCUAUUCUUGCUAUCAGAGGAAUUAAGAGUUUAUGUGAAAUCCAGUUUAUGGGCUACAUUUCUGUUUGCUAUGAGCUAAGUCAUACUGUUUGAAUUGUUCGAUUUCAACCUAUAAUACUAAUUUAAAUGUAAAGAAAAGCAGAGCAGCUUACACUUUGCAUUGAGGUAUGUUUGCCUUUAUAUCAGUGAAAUAAGAAAUAAGAGAAUGUAGCAUAUAUGUAAUAUAUGAAAAAUCCAAGACUAUUGUGUAGUGCAUGGGGGGGAUAUUGUGAGUAAGAGCAUAUGAUACUAUAAUAUCUUCUGUUCGAUCUGUGAAUCACUGACUUGUUUGUUUGCAUUUGUUAAUGUUGUGCAUUAGUCCUUGUCCCAAAUGUUUCUGAUGUCCUCCAAUAUCAUGGAACUGCUGUAAAAAACAGUAACAGUUAUGGUUGACAUCCAGCGUAAAUAUCAAGACCUCAUAUCUCAAGAGGAGGAAAAACUAGACUCCUGGUUGCAGAAGCACCCGUUAUAUUUUGUAUAAAAAUGAGAAGAAAACAAGCUCAUUUUUCAUAAUGUUUGUACUCGUAUCGUUUGACUGUAUGUAGGGUUUCUGUUGUCAUUUUAUUCUCGUCAUUUCCAGUGUGUUACUCUGCCAGUUGCACCGAGAAGGUGGGAGAUGAUGAAGACUGAGCAAAGGCACCACAGUCUCCACCUUCAGUCAGUGGGAUGUCUUCCUCGACGUUCAGUGCUUGGACGAGCCAGGGGUCCCCUCGCCGCUGCAGGACAAUGCCUUGUCUUUGUCAUCCUUACUGUUUCCUCUUUUCAAUUGGUUUGUCUCUUCUUUUUUUUUAAGGGGAAAAAUGUGAUAAAACAUUUCUUUUGACGAAAAGUAUGAUGUCAGUGCAAUGCACCACUCCUUAUAUGGUGUGUACCUGUUGCCAGCACGGCAAUGGUUGGCUUAACAUGUUUAUGAAAUAAAUAAAUCUGCUAAAAGGUGUG
Paralichthys olivaceus (Japanese flounder) is the source of this 3297-nucleotide messenger RNA. Lineage: Eukaryota; Metazoa; Chordata; Actinopteri; Pleuronectiformes; Paralichthyidae. The record is from RefSeq and is a predicted model, not a curated record.